This is a messenger RNA of Epithele typhae, 3510 nucleotides long. Its product is annotated as Dna2-domain-containing protein. The transcript is spliced from 10 exons. Gene Ontology annotation, biological process: replication fork reversal. The record is from RefSeq and is a predicted model, not a curated record. NCBI's taxonomy places the organism in Eukaryota, Fungi, Basidiomycota, Agaricomycetes, Polyporales, Epitheliaceae. Gene Ontology annotation, cellular component: cytoplasm. The coding region runs from base 1 to 3510 and encodes 1169 amino acids. Gene Ontology annotation, molecular function: helicase activity; 5'-flap endonuclease activity.
AUGCCUCCUAAAGCGCGCUCUGACGCCGAGGAGGCCAGCUUUCUUGAUGGCCUUUUAUCAGAGUUGGAUAGUAACGCGCCUCCUCCGGCUCGUGCCGCGUCGCCGAUGCGUCGACGCGUCACCACCGCCUCUGAGCCCACGCCUCGCACGCCGCGACGCGCUCCUCAAUCGACACGCGGUGCACCCACACCGCAGGCAACUCAGCGAGCGAAAAAUGUGGCUGAAAUCGUCGACAUGAGCGCACUCGUGGACGGUGCAGAAGACUGGGAUUGGGACGACAUGAAUGACGAUUUCAUGAGUCCGGUAAAACUUAACAGCCCCGUCAGACCGAAACGAUCUAGGUAUGAUGUGGGUCCGGAUACAUCGAGGGCGCCGGUCGCCACUCGUUGCAUCGUCCGCACAGUGCGGGAAACGGCGGGAGGCCGUCCACAAAAAAUCUUGACUGUCGAUACCAUCCCAGGGAAAGACACGCGCCAAGUAACGCUGCAAGACGACUGGACCCACAGCAAUGUCCAAGUCGGCGACAUCGUCAACUUCAUCGGCGACUGGACCGAACGCUCGCCGUCUGCCCAGCUCGCAAUGACGGUCUCCUUGAAGCACAACUUCUUCAUCCACCACCCCGACGUGCUCCUCACCCCGACCGCGCUCUCGAACACGGCCCAGUGCAUGCGCAAACCCCUCCUGACCAACAUGGUCCGCUCGUCAUCGGACGUGACCCCCGCGCUCGUGUGGGGCAACAUGCUCCACGAGGUCAUGCAGACGUGCCUGAGCGUCGCGCGCUGGGACGAUAGCUUCAUGAACGCCAAGAUCGAGAAUGUGUGCCGUGCGGGAAUGAGCGAGCUUGUGCGGAUCGACAUGGACGUGCCUCAGGCGAUCAGUGAGGUCACCGUCCGGGCCAGAGGGAUCAAGGCCUUCGCGGAGAAGUACAUUGCGCCUGAGCCGAAGCCGAACGCUGUCCUGACGAACACGCGCGCGGGCAAAGACGAGUCGACGCUUCUCGCGAUCCCGCAGCUGUACGACAUCGAAGAGGACAUCUGGUCACCGACGUACGGACUGAAGGGGAAGAUUGAUGCGUCGGUACAAGCGGUGAUUCACGAGGUCGACGACUCCAGCACGCCAUUUGCGCGCGCAAACCCACAAGUGAAGAAGACGGCGUCCCCGAUGCCUUUUGAGAUCAAGACCGGGCGAGCGAUGGCGGGGAUGGAGCACCGCGCCCAGACCAUGCUCUACACCCUGCUUAUGGGAGAGCGAUACGGCACCGAAUCCCCCUCCGGGUUGCUUUACUACACGCAGAGCGAGGAGGUCGUGCGUGUCCCCGCAGCGAGGAACGAGAUUAGAGCGUUGCUUGUCGCUCGGAACCAGAUGGCAGGGCACAUGAUGGACCGGCUGCGGGCGCAAAGCACGAUCACGAUCCAUGAAGACGAGGAAGGCGUGGACGUCGUCGAGCAUCUCGAUUCGUCCCUUCCCCCGACGAUCGACGACAACCGUGUCUGUGGAAGAUGCUACACAUUGGACACUUGCAUGCUUUUUCGCAAGGCCGUCGAAGGCGUAGAAGAUACAACAUCCGACAUCAGGGACAUCUACCAGCUCAAGACCGGCCACCUCACGCAGACGCAGAUCAACUUCUUCAAAAAAUGGGAGACUCUCGUCUCCCUCGAGGAACGCGACCUCGUCCGCUUCCGGAAAGAGCUCUGGAUGCUUACCGCCCACGAGCGCGAAGAUAAGGGCCGCUGCUUCGCCGACAUGGUCCUCGACGCCGCCCCGCCCUCCUUCGCGCCCACCAGUGUAAAAGAUCCUCGGACCCACCGUUCUACGUACCGCUUCGUGCGGGCCGCUGAAGGGGACCCAGCCCGGUCGCUUCUGAGUGGGCACAUGGGCGUGGGUGACGCCGUCGUCGUGUCGGUCGACCCGGGGCUCUUCGCUCUUGCCCGCGGGUUCAUCGCCGAGCUCGGGCCCGACAGCAUCGUCGUCGGGGUCGACCAUGCGCUCGACGAGCAGAUGAUCAAGGACCGGCUCCGCGGGAAGCGCGUACCCGUGCCGGAGACGGUGGUGUUCCGGAUCGACAAGGACGAGAUGUUCGGCGGGAUGACGCGCAUCCGGGACAACCUUGCGCAGCUGUUCUACGCCGGCGCCGACGUGCGGCGGCUGGAACUGCUCGUGGAUCUCGCCCCGCCGCGGUUCUUGGAUGGAGACCAGGUGGAAGAGAUCGAGGCGAGCUACCUGAACGAGGACCAGAAGCUGGCGGUGAAAACGGUCAUGCGCGCGUUGGAUUAUGCGCUCAUCUUGGGUAUGCCCGGGACGGGGAAGACGACGGUCGUGGCGGAAAUCAUUAGACGGCUGGUUGCGGAGGGGAAGAGCGUGCUCCUUACAUCGUAUACUCACUCGGCGGUGGACACCAUUUUGAUGAAGUUAGACGGCUGCGACGUUUUGCGCUUGGGCAACAUGGACAAGAUUCACCCAGCGGCACAGAAGUAUACUCUCGCUGCUCGUCCCCCUGCGAAGACUAUCGAGCAGUUAGAGAAUCAACUGAUGACGCCUUUGAUCGUGAAGAACCCUGCUGCGCGCAAAGGUGGUCUCGACGUGUCCCUCUUCCGUCUCCUCUCCGACGCGCACCCCGAGGCCGUUGUCGACCUCACGUACCAGUAUCGGAUGAACGCGGACAUCAUGCUGCUCUCAAAUCGGCUCAUCUACAGCGAUCGCCUGAAGUGCGGCUCCUCGACCGUCGCAUCCCAGACGCUGAAACUCAGCAACCCCGGGUUCGUCGACUUCUUGCACGCAAAAUCAGCCUGCCGCAGGGCCUGUUGGAUGCAGAGGUUGAUGAACGAGAGCACCACGGCCGUCUUCGUCGACACUGACGCCGUGCCCGCGCGCGACUCGCGCGUCGGGGACCUCAUCGAGAACCAAACCGAGGCGAAACUCGUGUACCAGAUCACGGAGUGCCUGCUCGGCUGCGGGGUCCGGGAGGAGCAGAUCGGCGUGAUCUCGCUCUACCGGCAGCAGCUCAAGCAGCUCGCGCACCUGCUGCGCGAGCGGAAGGGCAUUGAGAUCCUCACCGCGGACCGCAGCCAGGGGCGCGACAAGGACUGCGUCAUCAUGUCGCUCGUGCGCUCGAACGACGACGGCCUGGUUGGGGAGCUGGUCAAGGACUGGCGGAGGAUGAACGUCUCGUUCACGCGUUCGCGCUCGAAGCUCGUCGUCGUCGGCUCGCGGAAGACGCUCCAGGCGGAGCCGCUGUUCAGCAGGUUCUUCGAGCUGAUGGAGGGCCAGGACUGGAUUCUGGCGCUCCCUCCGGACGCGCACCUAAUGCAUGACUUCAACGACAUCGAGGGUACGCCGAAGAAGAGGACGGCGGCAGACAUGCUGCAUGAGGAUAGCGCGCCAUCGCAGGAGAGAGCCGGCAGCGCGAAGAAGAGUAAGAGCGGGGAGGGCAUCUUGAAGGGCCGCCCUCUCCUUAGAGACGUUGUGAAUGACUUGAAGUCGCCGCACAUAGAACUCAUAGAGAUUGAUUGA